Exophiala bonariae is the source of this 1734-nucleotide messenger RNA. RefSeq lists its product as uncharacterized. Gene Ontology annotation, cellular component: plasma membrane. The transcript has 7 exons. NCBI's taxonomy places the organism in Eukaryota, Fungi, Ascomycota, Eurotiomycetes, Chaetothyriales, Herpotrichiellaceae. Gene Ontology annotation, molecular function: transmembrane transporter activity. Bases 1 to 1734 code for a protein of 577 amino acids. The record is from RefSeq and is a predicted model, not a curated record. Gene Ontology annotation, biological process: transmembrane transport.
AUGGCAGUAGACAAAAACUCUGUUGAGAAGAGCAUGGCGGAGAGCCAGGUGGAGAAUGCUACCCAAAAUGAAACCCCGCAUGACAGGGCCAUGGCAAUCGAGCAUGUGGAAGGUGAAAUUUGGCCCGGCAUCAAUAGGCAAACAAUGUUGGCUUUCUUUGCCAUUUGCACCCAGCUGAGUGCCUACGAAUUGACCUUGAUCAUUCCUGCUGUCUCGGCUUCCUAUAUCAAUGCGGAGCUAGGGCCCAGCAAGAAUAUCGCCUGGAUUAAUAUCACCUGGACACUCGGAGCAUCAGUUCUCGUGAGCGUGGGAGGACGCUUGUCAGAUAUAUUUGGCCGCCGAAACUUUAUGCUUUGUGGAGCUGCCAUCUCUUUCAUCGGGACCAUUGUCGGGGCCACAGGGCAAAGCAUUGGCCAGAUGAUAGGUGCUGGUGUUAUGUUUGGAGUAGGAUCCGGGUUCCAAGAAAUGGGAUUUGCCUGCAUCAUGGAGUUCAUACCUAAUAAAUACAGGUUGACGGCGCUUGGACUCUAUGGAACAAGCGCAAUCAUGUGUCUCUUCUGUCCUCUCAUUACGUACGCUUUCAUUGCGCACACCAGCAUCGGCUGGCGAGGUGCAUAUUGGUACAUGUCAGGCUUUCAUGCAUUCGGUUUAGUGUGCAUGUUCUUUUUCUACAAGCCUCCAACAUUUGAAACAAAGCAUAAGGAGGACGGAGCAUCGAAGUGGAAGCUCGUUGCAGAGAUGGACUACGUUGGUCUAUUUCUUUUCACUGCUGGAUGUGUUUUGUUCCUGGUCGGGCUGAGUUUUGGCGGUAGGCAGUACCCAUGGCGGCAUGCUGCGGUCAUUGCGCCUAUCAUCGUGGGAUUCUUCCUGUUGGUUCUUCUCUUCAUUUGGGUAUUCAACGCCAACCUCAAAUAUCCGUUCCUUCCUCCUAAACUCUUCAGACAAUGGCGAGGAUACAACGUGCUGGUGGUUGUUGGAUUCUGCUGCGGCAUGCUGUACUACACAAAUGAACCAAUUUUGCGCGGGUUAUACGCAAAUGUUACCCUGAUGGGAACCUGGUUGUCACUCAUCUCGGUUUGGGUCGUGUGCGCCAGAUUUGGCCAUGAGAAGUACCAGAUACUCGUGUUCAUCUGUCUCCAGGUUAUCUUUAUCGGGGCUUUGUCUACACUAGAUAUUGGACAAAACGGCAAAGCCAUCGCCUUGGUCUUUCUCAUGUCCUGUGUAAUUAACCAACCUCUGUAUAUGCUUUUCAGCAUGGUAUCUCUCAACCUUGAUGAUCAAGCUGACAUGGGUGUGGCGAUCGGGGCAAUCUCAACAUUUCGUCUACUUGGUGGUGCAGUUGCCACUGCCAUUUACGGUUCGAUUGUAGACAAUCAGUUUGCAACAAGGCUGCCAGGCCAAGUCCAGAAAGCAAUUGCGGGCUCCGACUUCGAUACGUCUAACCUACGAGCCUUGAUCCAAGCAGCUGCUGUGAACACUGCCGCUGCCUAUGCAAAAGUCCCUGGUAUCACCGCCCAGAUCAUUACAACUGCUCAGUAUGCAGUCAAACGCUCGUACAUCCAGGCUUUCCAAGUGGUCUACUAUACCGCAUUGGGUUUCGCAUGUUUGGCCAUUCUUAGCGCUCUCUGCAUCAAAGACAUUGACCCUGCAAAGAAGACUUACGAAAAGGCUGUACAUUUGGAGAACGAGAAGGUUAAAUUAGCCCCUGACAAUGGUGGCAAAGAAGAAGUUUGA